This is a messenger RNA of Perca fluviatilis (European perch), 1773 nucleotides long. RefSeq names its product solute carrier family 37 member 2 (gene slc37a2). The transcript has 19 exons. The record is from RefSeq and is a predicted model, not a curated record. Gene Ontology annotation, biological process: glucose-6-phosphate transport; phosphate ion transmembrane transport. Gene Ontology annotation, molecular function: glucose 6-phosphate:phosphate antiporter activity. Gene Ontology annotation, cellular component: endoplasmic reticulum membrane. NCBI's taxonomy places the organism in Eukaryota, Metazoa, Chordata, Actinopteri, Perciformes, Percidae. Bases 1 to 1485 code for a protein of 494 amino acids.
AUGGAGAACUGCUGGAUGUUUACGGACUUACAAAACAAGUAUCGCGGUUACAUUCUUUUCCUCACCUUCCUCUUCUACACGGCCUACCAUCUGUCACGGAAACCUAUCAGCAUUGUUAAGAGUGAGCUUCACAGAAACUGUUCCACAGUCAUUCGGCCAGCAGACUUUAACGUAACCGACAAUGCUACAUGGUGCGACUGGGCGCCCUUUGACCAGGACAACUAUAAGACGCUGUUUGGGGUCUUGGAUAACUCCUUCCUGGUUGCCUAUGCCAUCGGCAUGUUUUUCAGUGGGAUGUUCGGAGAGCGCCUCCCUCUGCGUUACUACCUGAGUUUUGGUAUGCUGGGGAGUGGAUUGUUCACAUGUCUGUUCGGCCUCGGCUUCUACUGGAACAUCCACUCGUUAGGGUACUACGCCUUCAUCCAGGUCAUGAACGGGCUCAUGCAGACCACCGGUUGGCCUGCAGUGGUGGCAUGUGUCGGCAACUGGUUUGGAAAGGGGAAGAGAGGAUUCAUCAUGGGUGUCUGGAACUCCCACACCUCAGUGGGCAACAUCUUGGGCUCCCUUAUCGCAGGAGCCUUCGUGUCCUCGGCGUGGGGAAUGUCCUUCAUCGUCCCUGGACUUAUCAUCGCCUCCACUGGGAUCCUGUGCUUCUUCUUCCUGGUUGAGAAACCCGAAGACGUCAACUGCACUCCUCCUCAGCACCAUAGCGAACAGGAGAGCGGCGAGACGGAGCCUCUCCUGCAGAACUCGUCCCAUGUGGAGAGAUCGGUCAACGGUGCCAUCGCCACCGAGCCCGCAGAGGUUGUCGUUGUUGAGGAGCACCCUGAGGCCAUCAGCUUCUGUGGGGCUCUCAGUAUACCUGGAGUGGUGGAGUUCUCUCUCUGCCUGCUGUUCGCCAAGCUGGUCAGCUACACUUUCCUCUACUGGCUUCCUCUCUACAUCUCAAAUGUUGCCCAUUUUGAGGCAAAACAGGCAGGAGACAUGUCAACGCUGUUUGAUGUAGGAGGAAUCGUGGGAGGGAUCGCGGCAGGCCUUGUGUCUGACUACACAGGUGGGAGAGCGACAACUUGCUGCGUCAUGUUGAUUGCUGCUGCCCCAAUGCUUUUCCUCUAUAAUUACAUCGGACAAAGGAGCAUUGGUACUACAGUCGGUAUGCUGCUGUUGUGUGGAGGCCUGGUGAACGGACCGUACGCCCUCAUCACUACUGCUGUAUCUGCUGACCUGGGAACACACGAGAGCCUGAGAGGAAACUCCAGGGCGUUGUCAACGGUGACAGCAAUUAUUGACGGCACUGGAUCAAUAGGAGCUGCGGUGGGUCCUCUGUUGGCCGGUGUGAUCUCUCCCACCGGCUGGAACAACGUCUUCUACAUGCUCAUCUCUGCCGACGUCUUGGCUUGCCUGUUUUUGUCCAGGCUCGUUUUCAAAGAAGCUCAGGGUUGGUGUGGACGUGCCCCCCAAGCCAGAGGGUUCAAAGAAAUCUGAAACACACACAGAAUCAAACCGGGACCCAAACACAAAAAAGAGGGAGACAAUGCUGAAACUCAGCGUACCGUUGGAGACCUCUUUCCAUUUAGGCUGAGAGGAAACCAGAGGAGGCACAGUGGAAGAUUCAAGGCACUAAACUGACGAUUGAUGCCUUCUUAUUGUAAAACAGAGAAAUAUGUCUUUAUGGAGACAACGCUUUUUUUUAUGACUAAUCUACUCAUUCGAACUUUGUUUGUUUUAAUAUUCUUUUAUCAUUAAAAGUGUACAUAAUGGGAAUUUUCUUAA